Messenger RNA from Helobdella robusta, 1641 nucleotides. RefSeq lists its product as hypothetical. The transcript has 15 exons. Gene Ontology annotation, biological process: dGTP catabolic process. Gene Ontology annotation, molecular function: dGTPase activity. NCBI's taxonomy places the organism in Eukaryota, Metazoa, Annelida, Clitellata, Rhynchobdellida, Glossiphoniidae. The coding region runs from base 100 to 1587 and encodes 495 amino acids. The record is from RefSeq and is a predicted model, not a curated record. Gene Ontology annotation, cellular component: nucleus.
AAGGACAACCAAACUGCUCAUCAAAACAUCAGGACUUUUUGCAUACCGUUGGAAAGACCAUUAAAUUAUUUUUUCAUUAACAGAUCAAAUCAGAUAAAAAUGGAGAAAAUUAAUACAAGUUCUCAAAGUCAAAAUACUGGGAAAACAUUGCUGAAGAAAGAAGGGACGGUUAUGAACGACCCAAUCCACGGCCACAUCGAAAUUAGCCCUCUCUGUAUGGCCAUCGUGGACACUCCACAGUUUCAGAGAUUGAGGUUCAUUAAGAUGACUGGCACGGGUUCUCUGGUCUACCCAGGAGCGGUUCAUACAAGAUUUGAGCACAGCAUCGGAGUGUGUCACCUGGCAGAAACAUUGUGUAGAACCCUGCAGCAAAAGCAGCCAGAGCUGAAUAUUACAGAAUCUGAUGUGUCAUGUGUAGCAGUAGCAGGAUUGUGCCAUGAUUUGGGCCAUGGACCUUUUUCUCAUUUGUAUGAUCAGCUGUUUGUUCCAAGUUUCAGAAGAUCUGCGAAACUACCAGAUUGGAAGCAUGAAAAAGCUUCAGUGGAUAUGUUAGACUACAUUAUAAAGGUGAACAACUUGAUGCAUCUCUUCAGUGAUGAGGACCUGAUAUUCAUCAAAGAGCAGAUCAUGUCACCUACAAACAAAGAUUAUCAGGGAAGAGGUCAGGACAAGUUGUUCCUCUACGAGAUUGUAGCCAAUAACCGAACUGGGAUCGACGUGGAUAGGUGGGAUUAUUUCCUCCGCGAUAGUUACUAUUUGGGAUUGAAAGUUUCGUUCGAUCCCGGUCGUCUGCUCAAGUUUGUCAGGGUUAUCAAUGUUGACGGAGAGAAACAGAUUUGUGCCAGGAACAAGGAAGCGGACAACCUGUACGAGAUGUUCCACUGCAGAAGCACUCUCUUCAAACAAGCCUACCUCCAUAAGACCACCAUCAUUCAUAAUUACAUGAUUUGUGAAGCACUGAGACUGGCAGAUGAUCACCUCUCUUUUCCAGGCACCAAUGGAAAACUCUACAAGAUGUCUGAAGGCAUGAACGACAUGGAAGCUUUUUGGAAGAUGACGGACGACAUCAUCCUGCAAAUCCUCCACUCCAGCAGGCCAGAACUUUCCAGAUCAAGAGAGUGGAUUAAGAGAGUCUUUUCGAGGGACCUACCUAAAAUUGUUGGAGUCAUAAAAGAGUCUGAUAAUCCAAAGUUGAAAUGGAGUGCUGACUGGAUUCACGAACAGCUCGUCAUAGAGAGCGCCCUGUUGAAGAAGGACCUGGUUGCUGAUGAUUUCAUUGUUGUCAAACGUUCUUUUAACUAUGGGAUGAAGGAAAAGAAUCCGCUUGAAAACUGCAUGUUCUACGGUAAACGUGAUCCAGAUGUGGCCUAUAAAAUUACUAAGGAACAAGUCUCACCAUUUUUACCCGAAAAAUUUCACGAAGUCCAGUACCUGGUCUACUGCAACGAGGAGGAGAAACAAAGUUUGGCCAAUGAUGUCUACGGGGCCUUCUGUCAUAAGCAUAAUAUUCUGAUUAGAAAAGGUGCUGAGCAGAUCGGCCUGAAGAUGACGCCAGUAAUUUCAAAUAAUGUUCUUCAAAUCAGUUAACCAAUCAAUCAAUUUAUCAAAUAAGAUAUAUACAUCAAGAAUAAAUUAAAUAAU